Molecule: messenger RNA, 6882 nt
Organism: Paramisgurnus dabryanus
Lineage: Eukaryota; Metazoa; Chordata; Actinopteri; Cypriniformes; Cobitidae
Gene: trmt44
Product: tRNA methyltransferase 44 homolog
Biological process (GO): tRNA methylation
Molecular function (GO): metal ion binding; tRNA (uridine) methyltransferase activity
Source: RefSeq, a predicted model, not a curated record
UUUUAAUUUGACAUCCUACCGGUAUAUACAAUUUGGUGCAGCGUGAUGAUUUUGUACUCGUAGUUUGUGAUGAACAUUACUCUUGUAAUGUUAAUUUAUUGUGUUUAAAUUUCCAAAGGGGUUGAAAACAUGUCGAAACUUUCUGAAAUAAAUCUUACGGAUAGGUGUCGACCAGAGAGUCUGUGGUCCGCUGUUGAUGUAUGGAUCAAGAAACCUCAUGUUGUUAAUAAGAGACUAUGUGGAGUGACAGAGUCAGAGUACAGGGACGUGGACACUGCUGGACUUAAGGAGUUUUUAUCUUCUGUUCUCGGGACAAGUUUUGUGACUAAUGAAAUGUGUCACUUUCUCCAUGUUGAUUUUGUGGAUGAGGGUCAUGAAACUGCAGGACGCUGGAGUGUUUGCCUUAGAACCAUUAUUCCCAAAGUAAACAAAACAGUGGAGUGUCUGUACAAAGACAUUACUAUUAAAGAUAUUGUUGGACAAGCAGUGACAUUUAUCCCUUUUGAAGAAAACGAUGUGAGAAAAGUUUCUAUCAGAAGCAGCAACAUUUAUCAAAUCCAGAUGCAAUUGAAGACUGAAGAUUGGAUAUUGUCUCUUCAUGCUUUGAGUCCUGAGCAGUGGUACAGUGAUGGAGUGGCUUACGCCAAAAUUACCUGGCUCUGUACAGAACUCCUUCCUAAACUAUCACGCUGGGCUCUGGAGAGCAAGACCAGUGAAUUUAAAAGCACCCUGUCCCUCAUACCUGUAGAGAAAUAUAGCGUCCUCUACCAGCAACUGAAAGAAAAGUACAAAGCAUUGGUGAAGGUUUGGCCUGAAGUUACUGAUCCUGAGAAGUUUGUGUAUGAGGAUGUUGCUAUCGCAACGUAUUUGUUGGUCUUGUGGGGUGAGGAGCGCAUUGAAAAGGGAACAACAACAAAACAGUCCUUUGUGGAUCUCGGCUGUGGAAAUGGCCUGCUGGUUCACAUAUUAAACAACGAAGGGCAUCCUGGAAAGGGCAUUGACAUUCGCAGGAGGAAGAUCUGGGACAUGUACGGGCCUGAUACACAUCUGGAGGAAAAUGCCAUCAUGCCCAGCAACGGCUUCCUCUUCCCCAACACAGACUGGCUGAUUGGAAACCACUCAGAUGAGCUUACACCAUGGAUCCCUGUUAUUGCAGCCAGAUCAUCAUACUCGUGCCGCUACUUUGUACUUCCAUGCUGCUUCUUUGACUUCUGCGGGAAGUACCAGCGCAGGCAGUGUAAGAAGUCCCAGUAUAAGGAGUAUAUUGACUUCAUUACUGAUGUCAGCACAGCAUGCGGCUUUAACACAGAGGAGGAUUGCCUGAGGAUACCUUCCACCAAACGGGUAUGUUUAAUUGGCAAAGGCAGGAGGUAUGCAGAGGAUGAAGAGGCUGUGAUGGAGGAACAGAGAAACGAUUAUAUCAGGGGUCGUCAGGCCUUAUUCACAAGCUCAGGGGGCGCCACGAGUGCCAGUCAGGGCGACCAAGAUGGACCUAACCCCCUUGAGAAUGGUCAGGGUAUCUCAACUCCUGAAAGUGACUGGGGGAAUGGCUUUCAACCAAGAGAAAAGAUAGAGACCAUCAGGAACUGCGCAACCCUUCCGAGGGAUUUUGUGGACGGUGUGGUUCUGAAGGUGGCAAAGUCCUUGCUAAGUCUGACUGAGAGGAACACAGAGAUAAGCGAAAGCUGUGACGUGUGGAACACAGGAGGAAGUUUGUUAAUAAGUGAAGUUGCUGAUCUUCUGGAUCAGUCCACUCUGCAGACACUGAAGAAAGAGUGUGGAGGUCUCCAGACCCUGCUGAAAAACAACCACCAGGUGUUUAGAGUGGAGGGUGGGAAGGUGCUAAUUCGGGAUUGGAGAACACAUACAACAGCAAAGGGUCCCAGAGCAAGCUCCAAGCGCAAAACCCCUCCGCCUGGUGCCCUGAAGACCCGACUGUGCUGGUUUCAUACCCACCAUCCACAUGGUUGCCCUUUAGCCCAUGAGGUCUGUGCUUUUGCUCAUGGAGAGACUGAGUUAAGACCCUCCACUAAACCUCCAAAGAUGAUUCGAAAAUGAACAGGAGACUGAACGUGGGAGUUUUUUUUUUUUUUAAGGUGGCUGGACUAUUUGGAGAAAGAAGAAAAGUACCAAAUAUUUUAGUUGGUUAAUUGAUAUUCAUUAAGUGUUCAUUUUAGGUCUUAGGAACAAAGUUAUUCUUUAUAGGAAAGGAAAUUAAGUUAUUAGCAAAACUGUAUCUCUGUUUUAUGAGAAACGUCUAAAGCCAAAUUUUUGUCAAAUAAAUCUCAAAACUAUAUAAUGAGAUGCAUUGAAUUUUGGCAUGAUAUUCACCCACUGGUGCAUAAAAGGUUUUUGUUGAGGCCUUGUGCAGUGUAAAUGUUAGGGCCAUGAAUAAUUUGGAGGGCAUGUGGGGGGUUGGAGCGUGCGGGGCUCAAUGCCCCUCUGCUAAAAUGUCAUCGGACAGGAUGUUUCUCUCAAACCGGUGGGAGUCUGUCGAGGUCAGGAUGUUUGGGAUGUGUGAUGCAAAAUUGAAAAAAAUGAACCCUGGAGAAUUGGCACAUCAGAUAAAUCAGACUGAAUAUAAAAAUGAUAAUAGUAACAGAAUUGACACUGAUUAAUUUGGACAACAGGAAAUCAUGAUUUUAAGCCAUACAACACACUUUUUACAGAAAAUAUUGUUAUAGCCUAUAACAUCUUUUGAUCUAUGACAAUGUGUACCAAAUUAUAAACCAUUUGAAAAAGCAUAAAAAUGACAUGGAUACCAAAUACACCUGCAAUUACAUAAUUACCCAUAUACAGUGAAAAUACAUGUGAGUACCGGUAUACACUCACCUAAAGGAUUAUUAGGAACACCAUACUAAUACUGUGUUUGACCCCCUUUCACCUUCAGAACUGCCUUAAUUCUUCGUGGCAUUGAUUCAACAAGGUGCUGAAAGCAUUCUUUAGAAAUGUUGGCCCAUAUUGAUAGGAUAGCAUCUUGCAGUGGAUGGAGACUUGUGGGGUGCACAUUCAGGGCACGAAGCUCCCGUUCCACCACAUCCCAAAGAUGCUCUAUUGGGUUGAGAUCUGGUGACUGUGGGGGGCAUUUUAGUACAGUGAACUCAUUGUCAUGUUCAAGAAAUCAAUUUGAAAUAAUUCUAGCUUUGUGAAUGGUGCAUUAUCCUGCUGGAAGUAGCCAUCAGAGAAUGGGUACAUGGCGGUUAUAAAGGGAUUGACAUGGUCAGAAACAAUGCUCAGGUAGGCCGUGGCAUUUAAAUGAUGCCCAGUUGGCACAAAGGGGCCUAAAGUGUGCCAAGAAAACAUCCCCCACACCAUUACACCAUCACCACCACCAGCCUUGCACAGUGUUAACAAGGCAUGAUGGAUCCAUGUUCUCACUCUGUUUACGCAAAAUUCUGACUUUACCAUCUGAAUGUCUCAAAAGAAAUCGAGACUCAUCAGACGAGGCAACAUUCUCCAGUCUUCAACUGUCCAAUUUUGGUGAGCUUGUGCAAAUUGUAGCAUCUUUUUCCUAUUUGUAGUGGAGAUGAGUGGUACACUGUGGUUUUUUUUUGCUGUUGUAGCCCAUCCGCCUCAAGGUUGUGCGUGUGUGGCUUCACAAAUGCUUUGCUGCAUACCUUGGUUGUAACGAGUGGUUAUUUCAGUCAAAGUUGCUCUUCUAUCGGCUUGAAUCAGUCGGCCCAUUCUCCUCUGACCUCUAGCAUCAACAAGGCAUUUUCACCCACAGGACUGCCGCAUACUGGAUGUUUUUCCCUUUUCACAACAUUCUUUGGAAACCCUAGAAAUGGUUGUACGUGAAAAUCCCAGUAACUGAGCAGAUUGUGAAAUACUCAGACCGGCCCGUCUGGCACCAACAACCAUGCCACGCUCAAAAUUGCUUAAAUCACCUUUCUUUCCCAUUCUGACAUUCAGUUUGGAGUUCAGGAGAUUGUCUUGACCAGGACCACACCUCUUAAUGCAUUGAAGCAACUGCCAUGUGGUUGGUUGAUUAGAUAAUUGCUGUUAAUGAUAAAUUGAACAGGUGUUCCUAAUAAUCCUUUAGGUGAGUGUAAAAAAAUUAUAAAUAUAUACAUUACUUAAUAUUAAAUUGUGCGUAAUGACAGGUAGCAGCAACGACAGUCUUAACUGCCAAUAUGUGCAUCAUAAUACAGAGUGUUUCUUUAUAGUAAAGACAUGAUACAUAACUAUCCACGUUAAUAUUCCUUUCUUUUCACUGUAUGGUAUACUGUUCAAGCACGCUUCCCAGUACGGCCUAUUUAUGUCAACCCAUGAAGAGAAUGCCCUGUUUUACUUAUAGUACACUCAUGCAGUUGCUUGUCGUUUCUAGAUAUACACGAUCCAUUUAAAUAUGUUUUUAUAUCUUUGAAAAUAAGAUGCUAUGGAUGGAACUCCCCGUACACAGAGAUCAGGAACAUUUAAAUUUGGCCUAAUUAUUUUAAAAGCAUCUUUGUACGGUUGUUAUAUUUGCAAAGCAAGCAGCUUGGCUCUGGUUUGACAAGUCUCCAGCGGCAGCCUGCAAACCUAAUGAAGAUGCAUGGCUUUAUUGAUUGCUAGAAGGUUUAAAACAGACCACCGUGUGUUUCUUUUAUGCUGAGCCAAUUCGUUAGAUGUUGGGUAUAACCAGGGUGCAGAUACGUGCGACCCUUCACAGUGUUUUUUACAGUUUAAUGAGGCAAUUUAUGUAAGGUCAUAUCCAAGUCUGUAGGGAUCUGUCAGUCUCUGUCCUUCUGAUGAGAGAUCAGUUUGUUAAUAGGUCCGGACUUCCAAGGAAAACACAGAUGAUUAAUCGAGUGACCUCAUCAUCUUAGUUGGAUGUUUCUGGAAGAGUAAGGAAGAGAGUUGGUGAUGAUUUGUUUGUGUGUUAUUUGCACCUGAAGUCUGUAUUUACCUUAACAGAGAAGAUUUUCAUGCGUAUUUUCCUUUUUGAAAUUUGACCUGCAUGGCAAUGGUUGAUCUGCAGUUCAUUUUUGCUGUGCUACCUGCAUCAUAAUUUGUUUUUGCCUCCCCUUGUGCAAAAAUAACAUUAGUGGGUGCAUCAUAAAUUUUAUAUGUCGCAUUCUAACUAAGAUGUGAGAGGAUUUAUAUAUAGAUAAUGUGUAUUCUCAAAGGUUUAUAAGGUCGUUCAACUAGGAAAAAGAUCUAAGCUGGCAAAAGACCAAAACGCAGUCAAACUGUAGCUCACAGUUAAACCAAACUCUCUGCUUCAUCUGUUUAUCUUCUUUAUAAAAAAUCGUAGACACACUUGACACCGAAUAAGCACGUCUGAAAUAUGGGCAGUUGAAUCUGGGUCAGCGGUGAGAGGAAUUAACCUACUCCUGUCUCUCUUACACAAUGUACUGUACUGCUGUUCUGCAAACUUUGUCUUGUCUUUUUAAGUGAAUAUGAGUUUCCAAAUAUGAAUCUUUCUUUACUUAGUCAUAGGAAAUAUUGUAUUAUACUGACUUAAGGGUCUGUUAAAAUACUGAAAAAUGAAUUGCAUUAGGUUUUACAGCUGCACGAAGGAGAAUUUGAGGUCAUAACUGGCUGUAAUGUGGGGUGUGUUUGUUCUGUUUAUAAAGGGAAACAGGAAACUAAUGGGAUCAAUUUAAGGUUGUUGGCAUCACUAUUGGCAGUGGAGUCUGGUGGACAAACCCUCUUUGGGUUUGGUUUGGGAUUUUCUUUGUGAAAUUCAUGUUGCAAUCCAUUUGAUGUUUAUAAGUUAUAAGAGUGAAGUCAUAUGGAAAACGGUUGUCAUAUGACAGAUGCUUUUAUCCCGAGUGACUGCAGUGCAUUCAAGCUAUACAUUUUCUCAGUAUGCAUGUUCCCUGGGGUCCGAACCCGUGACCUUUUGCAACCCAAAUGCAGUGCUGUACCAAUUGAGCUACAGAAACCCAACCACCUGGGACCGUCGAAAAAUCAAUUUUAUAGUAUUUUGUAGGCAGAUGAAUGUUUUAAUAAACAAUAUGUUAAUAUGAAGUGACUGCAUCUCCAUGAUUGCUGCCGGGAAGUUUUACUUUAGGAAAAAACAAGUGCAUGAUUUUCAUUUUGUAAUAUUUGUUUUUCCUUUAUUUUUGUACUGUCAAUUAUUUUCUAACAUAAAGGGUUUCUGCCUCUACUUCUCUCAGAGAAAAUGCCUUUAGCUCUUGGUUAUGGUAAGCCCCUGUACUGUGGAAAACAUCAAAGAAUGUUUCUGUAAGGCCAGGACUCUACGGUGAAGAAUGUUUCUGAAAAGCCACAAAUCUUUCAAAGCAGAUUCAUAAUAAAACUUAACUUUUUCUCUCUCUUUAUUUCUUCCUCAUAUUCUGCAUUCUCUGUUUCUUGUUCCUUGUUUGAAGGAGAGUCGUGCUAUCUAAACCAUUUGUGACUGACACAAGUUUUAGGCAGCACUCACUGUUACAGUCUUGAAAAUUACAACACAAAUACUUGCCAUUCCUAUAAUGUAAUAUAUAUAUUUUCUACAUAAAAUUAUCCUAAUUAAGGUAAAUAACAUUCUAUUAAAAUAAACCCUUGAUAUCUUUAAUAUUGUCUGAAUAAGGUCAUGUCAAAGAUUGAAAUCAAUGAGUAAAAACAAAACUUUGAUGCUCCUAAUCUCAGAAUUAUAUCGAGACUUUAGCCUGGAUUUUAAAGGGUCGCAAAGUCCCCAAAAAGUAUUAGGAAUUGUGUGCCUUUGAUUGCACUGCAUAGCAAAACAACAAAAAAGUGGCAACUAACCUUUUUAAAGUGUGUAUUUCAUUGCUAAAAAACGUUAUUUUGUGUAUUUGGUAUGAUACAAUGUGUUUGUGUGGUUUAUGGUUAAUAAAACACGUUAUUUUCCACAUGCCGUAAAUUUUUCUAGCUCCAGAUAUCCUGCCUUCCUCAAACGCAUUAAGUUCUAUCGAUUUGAAAAGCGCUGUGUCCCUGAUU